Salvelinus sp. IW2-2015 is the source of this 921-nucleotide messenger RNA. The record is from RefSeq and is a predicted model, not a curated record. NCBI's taxonomy places the organism in Eukaryota, Metazoa, Chordata, Actinopteri, Salmoniformes, Salmonidae.
AUGGUGGAGACGAAGGAUGAGGGUCAAGGCAGGGGGGGAGACGAAGAGUGGGGUCACAGGGUGGAGACGAAGGAGUGGGGUCACAGGGUGGAGACGAAGGAGUGGUCACAGUCCCUGCUCCAGCCCCAACUCCAGUCCCAACUCCAGUCCCUGCUCCAGUCCCAACCCAGUCCCAACUCAGUCCCUGCUCAGUCCCCAACUCCAGUCCCCAACUCCAGUCCCAACUCCAGCCCUGCCCAUCCCACUCCAGUCCCCACUCAGUCCCUGCUCCAGUCCCACCUCCAGUCCCCAACUCCAGUCCCCAACUCCAGUCCCUGCCAGUCCCAAUCCCGUCCCCAACUCCAGUCCCCAACUCCAGUCCACUGCUCCAUCCGCCACUCCAGUCCCCAACUCCACCCCAACUCCAGUCCCUGCUCCAGUCUCUGGGGUAGGCCCCAACUCCAGUCCCCUGCUCCAGUCCGCGUAGCCCCAUCAGACUCCCUGCUCAAGUCCCCUCCAGCGUCCCUGCUCCAGUCCCCAACUCCAGUGUCCCCAACUCCAGUCCCUGCUCCAGUCCCCAACUCCAGUCCCCAACUCCAGUCCCAACUCCAGUCCCUGCUACCAGUCCCCAACUCAGUCCAACUCCAGUCCCUGCUCCAGUCCCCAACUUCCAGUCCCCAACUCCAAGUCCCUGCUCCAGUCCCCACUCCAGUCCCAACUCCAGUCCCUGCUCCAGUCCCCAACUCCAGUCCCCCAACUCAGUCCCCAACUCCAGGUCCCCAACUCCAGUCCCUGCAUCCAGCCCCAACCUUCCAGUCCCCAACUCCAGUCCCCAACCAGCUCCAGUCCCCAACUCCAGGUCCGCCCAACUCCAGCCCCAACCACAGUGCCCUGCUCCAGUCCGGCGGUAGCCCAACUCCAGUCCCUGCUCAGUCCGGGUAG